Messenger RNA from Coregonus sp. 'balchen', 12558 nucleotides. The record is from the annotation of a GenBank genome assembly. Lineage: Eukaryota; Metazoa; Chordata; Actinopteri; Salmoniformes; Salmonidae.
AACCCUUGAGCGCACAUAAAUCUUGCGCAUGGAAGGCAGGGCACUUCCUGGUUUUUCCUCAAUUUGUUCCUUGCUUGUCAAAGAGCUUUCUAGAUUAAGUAUAGAGGGAAAAGGGCACGCACCCAACCAGUAGGUCUGCACGUAUUGUCAUUUCCAUAUGAAUAACCGGAAACAUCGAAACCAAGUGGUUUUGUAGUUUAACGAUGUACUCAACACGUCAAGCGUGAAUCGUGAGACACAUCAAGGGGUGUACUGCUAACUAACCCCACGCUAGCAAGCAUAACUAAUUAUCUAACGUGAUCUAGCUAAUUAUCUACAAUCAUCUACGACUAGCUGUUGUGAAUGGUGUAACGUUACCUAGCUAACGUUAGCGUGCCAGACAUUAAAAAAGAGGACUCUUCGACCAGGAAAGGGGUGAGUUCAAAUCAUCAUGGUUGUUUCUAACGUUACAUAUCUAGUUAACCAAAUUAGCUAACUAGCUAAACCAAUCCACCAAAUCUGUGAAACCAUGCUAAUCCUUGGAGCUACCUAGCUAACUAUACACAUAAAUGCACUAGCGUAGACUACACAGUGCCCUCCCCCAUCCCGUGGCUGUCUCCCACAUACACUAGAGUAUAGUAGCCUGGUGCCUGCCUACUACCUAGCUAGCUAGCAUUAAAUUCUAAAUCUGACAGAAUCUAGAUUAUUUUCAUUAGUAUAGCUAGCUAAUGAACCAUGUUACUUUGCUAUUCUAGCUCAAUAACAAUGAUUGUGACUUGACAUAGGUCAAUUUACAAAUGUUAUUCCAUUUUGGUCAUUUUACUAUUACAGUCAGUGGAAUUUCUUGUUAGGAAAUCUCAAAACGAAUAGAUAGGGUUGCAGUACCAUCAAUACCAGAUCAAUAUUGCCAUCUGCCGGCCUUUGGGCUAGGGUUGCAUCUCUUAAACUGCAGAAAAGUAGCUAUUGAUGAUCUUUAGGAUUUCUAGUGAGCCAGGGUACUUUUCUGCUGUGGGAAUUCCAUACUGAAUCCUUUAUACAAGGUUCUUGAUACAACCAUUUGCUGUUUAUGCUUAAUCAAAAUACAACAUUUUAACAAUUAAACUGACUAAGGACAAGACUGAUCAUUGUGAUCAACAUAGCAAAAGCUUACCACAUUAAAUCUAGACUAUUAGAUAAGACCAUAGGCAUUCCAGCUGAGGUUAUAAACGUAAAUUACAUCAGCCUUGUUAAUUAACUGCUAUUUCAUCCUAUUGAGCCACAUCUCUCCUCCACUCCCAUCUUUCACUCCCAUUCUCCUGUGCUCUCUUCCUCUGGGUCUGCCAUUCCUCAGUCUUAUUAAUGACUGUUGGAGGCAUCCAAGCAGCAGGGAGUCCUGCAAUCUCAUAAAUAAUGUAUUAAACUGAUGCCCCAUUCAGCGGUAUAGCGCUCAUACAGUAUAGUGCUCACACCCCAGUCUUUUGUAAUGUUUCAUUGAUCCAUUGAAGUCGUUAGUGUCAUAUCUAUUAGACGUUAUAUGUCAUAAUGUUUAUUAAUACUGGAGUCUCAGUUGAAUUGUGAGACUUAGGCUAAAUGUGUGACUGUUGUCAACUAUUGCUGUCUUGAGAACGGCAGAAUAGAAUGGCAAUUUUGUAAAAAUAGUUUCUGCUGUAAGACAAAGACUAUACUAAAGUCAAUCAGUUCAUUCAGGAUAACAGCAGCAUGUCAUUCAGUGAAGGAGGAGUUUAUACACUCCCUUCUAGUCAACCACAAAAGAGCAUUGAUUUAGCAGAUAAUAGCUAAUCGACGCUUGCCUCGCAUUGUUUUUCUUGACAGUGCUUUUGCUUAUGUGUACAAAUGCCAUAGUAGCUAUAGUGAAUUCAUUAUGUAGCAUUGACCUUGGUAACAGAUUGUGUCACUGGAGUUAAGCAGCAGCAGCAAGAGAUGUUUAUAGGACAACGUUUCUAUGAGGUCCCUGACUUAUUUGGUUUCGAUGAAACAGUAGUUAUGAUGUAGUACAAGAGAUACUGUUAGCUUUGUUCACUCUAUGGGAGUGACACCCCCAGUCAUCUCUCAACAUUGAUUCACCUACGGGUCAUUCCACCUCAAAAAGCACAAUAAAUAGGAUUUCGACACCCACCAUCUCUGAUUGUUCUGAAAUAGUUUUUGUUGUUAGAAACGGGUAAGAUUAGCAUUCCUGCAACAUUAUUUUGUUGUAAUAUAAUUUGAUCUCUGAGAAAUUAAGCUAAUUGAUUGCACCCAGAUUGGCCAUUUUUUAAUUUAUAGGAUUAAUAUAAUAUUCAAUAAGUAUAGUACCUAACAGCAGAUUUGGACCAAACUUUUUUAGAACAAUGAGUUAGACAUGAGGAACCCCCACACCCCACGCCAAUCCCACCCCAACAACAAGUAUAUAGUAUCAGUUUUCUAUGUCUGACAAGUAGCAUGGAGCUGCGGCUCUGAGAGGUGUUUCUUCAUCCUAUGUAAUGUAUCCUCAGUGAAUUUGGUGAUGUGUUUUUUCUCCUGUUCAGGGAGAUUAGUCAUUGAAGUUGUUAGGUUUAUGUCCCAUCCUACAUCCUGAUAUUCCCAUGUUCUGACCACUAGAUGGUGCUGGUUCUGCUGUUAGGUGUUUUUUUGUUUUUUAAGAACCCCCCCCCCCCCCCCCCAUUACAAAAUGACAUAUAGGUUCCUUACCCUGUAAGCAGUUUAUGGACAUGGUAUGACAGCAACCCAUUUUUUUUGUUUUUAUUACCUGUCCACUGUUUCAAAUGCUAACUUUUUAGCAUUUGUGGCAAAGAUCCAAUGCAUGUCAAUUAGGGUUGGGCGAUAUUACGAUAUAAUCGGAUAUCAAUUAUGUUUGACAGACAUCGUCAAUGGCAACAACAUCUUGAUGUGACAGACGAUAGUUUUUAUAUAUUUAUAUUUUUUACAGAAGAUAGUUUAACCUAUUUGAACCUGACUGACACUGCUUGAGUUGGGCAGCGCAUAACAGUGCAGCUCACAGCCGGGCGACACGACAAAUGACCUACCUCUUCCUGUUUGGCGUAGCCUUUUUCAAUAAAUAUGUAGGUAGACUUAUCCUACUAUUAACAUAAUGCAAGAGUAGGCCUACAAUGUAGAUGGAGCGGAGAGUGCUAAAAGCAGCGCAAAAUGUCAGAUAACAUUUCUCUCGCUCACCGCUCCAAUGUCGGAUGAUCAUGGUCCUUUUGCAGCGGACAAUCUGUUUUCUGGCUUGUUUUAAAAGCUUAAUUUCCCUUGUUGCCCCAAUCCACAUUUUAUUUGAACGUGACUUGUUUGUCUAAGCAUAUCUUUCAUGAUCAACUUUCAAUGAAUCUAGGAGGCCAGUAACAGAGUUCUAUCUCAGAAAGUUAUGUUUGUCAAUAGCCUUAAUAAAAACAUGAUAUGGUAAUAAUGAGAGAGAGAACCAACAAUUGCAAGAUAGAAUAAUUGAAUGGGAAGUUUAAACAAACCUUAUACGUUUCUGACAUCCACCUGACCAAAGCUUUAGGAAAAACACAUUGUGAUCUGCCAGAAAAUCAUUGCAAACCAAACAGACAAUAAUAUAGGCCUACACUAGGCUACUGUCAAUAAAAUGUACAGUACACAGAUAUUUAUAUUACUGUAGAAGUGUUUUCAUAUCCUUGAAUUGCGCAAUAGGGAUUAUAUAAACUCCCACAUCAGCGCUUUCGAUAAAGGAACAAAAAUAAAUGUUGCCAAUAAAAAGAAGAACCCACAUUUGGGAAAGGCUACAAAUUACAAAAUAAAUAAAGUAAACAGAAUAAGUACGAAAUUAACGAAAUAAAUAACAGUGCAAAUAAGUUUAAGGCACACGAGAAUAUUCUAGCCUGGGCUACAUUUAUUUAGAAUAAGACGCAUCUGUGAAUACAGGCUUUGAAAAUUAAACAAAUAAAAAGUGCAUAGAAGAACCAUUCGGACUAUUUUUCUUUUCAUUAUAUAUUAACCUACCUAAAGGUUUCUGGCCAGGAACACAAGCAUGUUCACCUUUUCUGUCUUUAAUAGACUGCGGAGUGGGGUAACGGUAUUGCCUGCUGUAGGCAUAUUGAAAACACGUUCAGACAGAACGCGUUUUGCACGGAAUGCAGAUGUAUUUGAGGGCGACGUUGGCCCAGAGCGGAAAGCGACCCUCAUUCCCUCUCCACUAAUGCCAGUGGGUCACUAUGCUCCGAUUACAUGUUAGAGUAGGUAGGAUGUGAGUUCUGCGCUGGCCCGCUGUUGCGCACUGAGUGUGACUGUUUGCUUAGCUCUCGCAAGAAGACUGACCACUGAUAUCUUCUACCGUGAACAUGUGCACUCGAUCUUAGUUGAAAUUAUCCAACAUCACCAUCAUUGAAAGGGUCUCGUAUCACACUGUAGGUCUACAACGUUUGGUUCCAAAUCACCAUUCAAAGUUAUCGGUACCAAAUAUCACCAUAUGAUUGGUUUAUAUUUAUUUAUUUAUUUAUUUAUUUGCACACAAGAAAAUACAAUAUUGGUAAGAUGAUUUCCACAUUGUAGUCUAAGAGCGUUGUGCCAGUAACCGAAAGGUCGCUGGUUCUAAUCCCCGUGCCGACUAGGUGAAAAAUCUGUCGAUGUGCCCUUGAGCAAGGCACUUAACCCUAAUUGCUCCUGUAAAUCGCUCUGGAUAAGAGCGUCUGCUAAAUUACUAAAAUGUAAAUGAAAAAUGUAAUGAUUAGAGUAUAAUCUGUGGUUUGUGCACAACACAGGCUGCGUUAUAGGUCGUUUACUGCGUUGCUAGGCAACACAAUGCCUCGCUCCCCCUGCCACAGAUUUCUUUGGGGGAUGAUACAAUAAAAUAUAUAUAUUUUUUAACUCGUUCUAUCUGUGAUACAAUCGUAUAUCAACGAUGUUUGGACAGGUCGAUGGGACGAUGUGUCAUUCCAGACAUCGCCCAACCCUAAUGUCAAUGGUACCUCAUUGUUGGUGGUGGGAUUGGCGUGGGGGGUCUGUGGGUGGCUUUUGACAAUUUCUUUGGAUUCCUCUUGUCUUACUCAUUGUUAGAAAAAGUUUGGUCCAAAUCGGAGGUCUGGUACUAUAUUUAUUGAAUAUUAUAUGAACCCUAUAAAUUAAAAUGGCCAAUUUGGGUGCAAUCAAUUAUCUUAAUUUCUCAGAGAUUAAAUUAUAUUUCAACAAAAUAAUGUUGCAGGAAUGAUAAUCUUAUCUGUUUCUAACUACAGAAAUGAUUUCAGAACAAUCUGAGAUGGUGAGUGCCAUGGCUUGCUGAAAUGACAUAGAAGGGCCCCUACACGUUAUUAGCAUUCCACUUCCUCUGCCUAAAGCAAGUUUUACCUGAAAUGCCUCAAACUGAAUAAUCCAUGUUAUGGAUGACAGCAAAGGCCUUUUAAUUGUUGCCUGUUUGACAAAACAAAUAUAUGCAUCAGGAUUUUAUAAUUAACUAGGCUAACACAACCAUUCCACAGCUGUGCUUAUCAAAUCCAUAGAGGGAUCCUUGCAUUCUGACUAUUAGCUACGCACAACUUGCGGGAUGGGAGUGUUGUAGUGGUGUGUGUGAGAGGGAGAGAGUGACACACUGACCCGGUGAAUUAGCUAGAUGCUGUUAGUCUGGCCUGGAUGUGUUAGCAUAGCACUAUCAGCAGCAGAUCGUAAUGCCUGGGCUGAGUGGGGAAAGUGAUAGCCAUGGCCAGGCUGAACUUCUCACCCACUAACCAGCAGGAGGGCACUAAGCCUGUUGUGUGUAGGCAGACUGUCCAGAGUCUGGGGCUAGGCACUAACCAGGCUACUGUAGUGUAUGUGGGAGACAGCCAGGGGAUGAGGGGGUGCACUGUGUAGUCUAGUGCAUUUGUGUGUAGUAAUGUGUUUAUCACAGGUUGAUUGUCUACACACUGGCCUAUAUCAGUGCUGCUGUUAGGGAUGUUCGAAUAGUGGGCUUUUACAAACAUUAUAUAAAAAAGGUUUUGGCAGGAAUAUGUCAGAUGCAUCAGGGUUCCCCGUAAGACGAUUUGGCUAAAGCUCAAUUAAGCUAGUAUGGCUAAUCAUAAAAGUGAGAUUACACAGAAAAUACCAGUGAAUUGGCCACAUGGAUGGAUGAAAUUCUGACCUCUUAUAGGCCAGAUUUCAGAGGGGGGAGUUUUUCCUAGCCACUGUGCUUCUACAUCUGCAUUGCUUGCACUUUGGGGUUCUAGGCUGGUAUCUGUAUAAGCACUUUGUGACAACUGCUGAUGUAAAAAGAGCUUUAUAGAAUACAUUUGUUUGAUACAUACAUUUCAAAAAGGCAGUGUGUUUAUUUUAGGAAUACUCAGCUGUUUUGAACUUGUAAUGUUCUUUCUUAAUAUUUUUGGACAUAUAGGCUAUUUUUAUUACCCUGACAUUCUGGUUCCACUGAAUGUGGGCCAAAACUGACCGCAGAGACAUUUUGACCAGGAUAAUUGAAUUUAAAGACUUUAGAAUACACUGUUGCUUUACUUGCUUUAGAAUACUUAAACAGACUAACAAGAACUUCAUAAACUCUCACCCACUGUCUCUUCUCUCACUCCCUUUGUCCGUUAUUGUCUGUUUGCACAGACGAUUGAUUUGUAUGGCAAAGUUGAUACGUCACCACAGUUCAGAUAAGUUUAGAUUAAAAGACAACACAUAAACUAGGUGUCUAGCCUUUUCAGUAAAACAUUUGUUUCAGUCUACAACACCACGUUCCAACAAAUAACAGAAAAGAGACCACAUUCCAACAAUACUGUCUGUACAGACAAUGAAACAUUGACACCUCACUUCCUUCUCAAUUAUGUAUACACCUGUAGUUUCUCACAAGGCUUCCUCCAUAUAUUUACACUACAACAACAGCUCAUUACAACAACACAGAAAAUGCAAUGCAACAUUGGCACAUCAGACAUCACUUAAUUGACACACCUGUAUCUGUAGCCUAUCCCUAACCGUCCAAACCCUUCUCUCCCAGCAGCAUGCGGCGAGAGCUGCGGCCGUUCUAGAAUGAAGAAGAGCCCGGCGCACCGUUGCAGGGACAUUGAGAGGCAAGCCGGCUACCUGCAGCCUGAGCACUGCGCCCCUCCCCCAACCUGCCCUCGCUCCGACGCCAUGUGGUUCAUCCGCGACUGCUGCGGCAUCGUAUGCGGCGUCAUCACCUGGUGCCUGGUGUUCUAUGCCGAGUUCGUGGUGCUCUUCGUCGUGCUGCUGCCCGCCAAGAACCUGCUCUAUAGUCUAUUCAACGGUGCACUGUUCAGUGUCCUCGCCUUCCUCGCCCUGGCCUCACACGCCCGGGCCAUGUGCACAGACCCGGUUAGUCUGGCUGUCUCUGUCUGUAUACUGUCUGUCUGUGACAGUGAUUCUGUAGCUUUGUUCCAAUUAUCUCUCCUUCCCCCAAAAGUGUUCACUUGUUCACUUCCCUUCACUGAUUUGAAAGGAAAUGACUGUAAUUAAAAAAUAUGGUGGACAUUCCCACUAGCCCAUGCCUCCACCUAUCCAAUGCUUUUAGAUUUGUGGGCAGUAGUGAGCGAGUGCACACUUCAGGAGAUAUUAUUGAGACGCACCCAGUGAGUCGGUGAGUGGACUCUCAGGCGAAACUGUCAAAUGCAGAGCUUUCAGCCUUCACUAGAAAAACAGCUUGUAGAGAACUCCUUCAAAACGUUGUGUAUUGUUUUCAGACAGGUUUCAGAUAUUAAUUAAUGCCCCUGUCCUAACCCGUGCCUCUCUCCCAGGGUGCGGUGCCUAAAGGGAACGCGACCAAGGAGUUUAUCGAGAGCCUGCAGCUAAAGCCCGGUCAGGUGGUCUACAAAUGUCCCAAGUGCUGCAGUAUCAAGCCCGACAGAGCUCACCACUGCAGGUACAGUACAGGUACUGCUGCAGUCUAGUCUAGAGAGCUCUGUCCCAUUACACUUGUUUGCUUCAAAUGUUCUUUCCUGCCAAUGUUGUUUAGCCUCAGCCCUGCUGCAUUACUUAUACCUACUGGUACUUACUAGAUGGCUAAGAAGGAGUUCCCUGGAAUUUGAAGCGCUUUGAACCUAGUUUCAAGGGACGGAAAUGGCUAAAAACAAAGGGGAUUAGUUGAAGUAGGAAUUAGGAAAAAGUAGAUAACAACACUUGGUAUUUAUAUUUGAUCAAAAUAAUGUCAAUUGAUGUGACAUACAGGAUGGUGUCAUAAUAUUUAUACUAUAACACUUCACACAUCUUCAGAGAAUGUCAUGGUAUCAGAGCACCUCUAUUUAAGCAUAUUGCAGCCUUUGCAGCUCCAUAGGGCAGAUGAUUGAUGAUGAUGUGUCAGGGCCUAGUUGAGUUGUCAGUCUGCUACCCUCUCCCUCAGAUAAUAUACCUCCUCUGUGACUCCCCUGUGUGAUGGAGACUACAGUCCAGCUCAGCAGGUUAUUCCCAUCUCUCACCUCCAUCAAUGUCAACAUGGUGUUUGUCCCAAAUUGAACCCUGUUCCCUAUAUAGUACACCUCUUUUGGCCAGGGCCCUUAGGGCUCUGGUCAACAGUAGAGCACUAUAUAGGGAAUAGAGUGCCAUUUGGAACGUAGACAGUGUGUACCGUGCAGCUAGAGGUGGCUAGGAGUGGAGUCUCUCUCCACUCACUCUCCGCUGCCUUGGUGUGUGUGUUUGAAUUCACUGAUAGUUAACUAUGCAUUAUGGCUGGUCUUCAUACACCCAGAAGGAGCAGCUUGUGUAGGUCACGGUUUGGCCCAUAUUUCCAGGCCUCUUCUGUAUGUGGCUAUACGCUGCUUUCAUGUCAUCUACUCGUGUGCGUGCUCCUCGCAGUGUGUGUAAACGCUGUAUCAAGAAGAUGGACCACCAUUGCCCAUGGGUAAACAACUGCGUAGGAGAGAAGAACCAGAAAUUCUUUGUCCUUUUCACAGUGAGUGUUUAGCCUCGAGCGACUCAGACAUGCUUCUAUUACUCAAACGUACAUUCACUACAAGCCAUCAUUCACUCACUCACAUGAGAUGUUGCUACUGUCUCAGCAUUCAUACCUUACAGUUAACGCUGACUAAUUCAACUAUCCAUCUCCUGCAACAAACCUGUAAACUCUCGCCCACAUUCACCAAUACAUCACAUUAUUCAAAAUCUUGACAAAAUAAGAGUUGUAUUUUAAAAAUAAGAGUACUGCACGGUUAACUAAUGUAAUGUUACUACGAUGUUACCUGAUGAGGUGUAUUCUUUGUCUCCCUUCAGAUGUACAUUGCACUGAUAUCCCUCCAUGCCCUGGUCAUGGUUGCCUUUCAUUUUAUCUUCUGCUUUGAGUCAGACUGGACAAGUGAGUACCAUGCUGUUCCUGCUAUGUAUUAGCAUGCUAUGCCAAAUCCACCAUACUGUUUUUAACUUUGCGUGGUAAGUCGGCAACAGAGAAACACAUUUAAUGGAUUUGGUGUUGUGGUUUCCAUUUGUAACUAUUUAUUUCCACUUCUUCAAGUGUCAUGUUGUCUUCCUCUCCAGUAGCCUGAUUGUUCUCCUUUCACAUACUUUGAUUGGCUCUCUUUGUUAGGGCAUGACUUAAUUGGUCAAUUUACCUGAUACAUACAAUAUUUCAACUGGUGCCUAAGAUAAUACUUAUCUGAUGAGACGGAAUCUAGCACACCUGUACUCAGCUUCCAGACAAUCAAUGCUCUCCAGUUUAAACCUCUUUCUCUCCCUUCUCUACUCCUCCCUCCCUCUGCCCUCCCAAGAGUGCAGUACAUUCUCUCCUCCAGCCACCGUCAUCCUCCUCAUCCUCCUCUGCUUUGAGGCACUCCUCUUCCUCAUUUUCACCUUGGUGAUGUUUGGGACCCAGGUCCAUUCCAUCUGUAACGAUGAGACGGUAAGAGAACUGAACACGCCACCAGCAUCCCUUUGCUCCCAUUCACUCCCUCACUCAAUGCUCCUCUUUACCUUCUUAACUAUCGCUGUUUAGCAGGGUUGGGGUCAAUUUCAAUUCAGGAAGUAAACUGGAAUUAGAAUUUCAGUUUACUUCCUGAAUUUAAAUGGAAUUGACCCCAACCCUGCUGCUUAGUGCUUAGAUUAAUAUUGCCAGUAGCUUUAUUCAGUGUCUUAGUAGAACUGUCCCCAAGAUAUAUACAGUAAGUAGCCAGGAUUACAGUACCUUGCAAAAGUAUUUAUCUCCCUUGGCGUUUUUCCUAUUUUGUUGUAUUACAACCUGUAAUUGAAAUUGAUUUUUAUUUGGAUUUCAUGUAAUGGACAUACACAAAAUAGUCCAAAUUGGUGAAGUUUCAAAAAAUUCUAAAAAAUAAAUAACAGAAAAGUGGUGCGUGCAUAUGUAUUCACCCCCUUUGCUAUGAAGCCCCUAAAUAAGAUCUGGUGCAACCAAUUACCUUCAGAAGUCACAUCAUUAAUUAAAUAAAGUCCACCUGUGUGCAAUCUAAGUGUCACAUGAUCUCAGUGUAUAUAUACACCUGUUCUGAAAGGCCCCAGAGUCUGCAACACCACUAAGCAAGGGGCACCACCAAGCAAGCGGCACCAUAAAGACCAAGGAGCUCUCCAAACAGGUCAGGGACAAAGUUGUGGAGAAGAACAGAUCAGGGUUGGGUUAUAAAAAAUUAUCCGAAACUUUGAACAUCGCACGGAGCACCAUUAAAUCCAUUAUAAAAAAAUUGAAAGAAUAUGGCACCACAACAAACCUGCCAAGAGAGCGCCGCCCACCAAAACUCACGGACCAGGCAAGGAGGGCAUUAAUCAGAGAGGCAACAAAGAGACCAAAGAUAACCCUGAAGGAGCUGCAAAGCUCCACAGCGGAGAUUGGAGUAUCUGUCCAUAGUACCACUUUAAGCCGUACACUCCACAGAGCUGGGCUUUACGGAAGAGUGGCCAGAAAAAAGCCAUUGCUUAAAGAAAAAAAUAAGCAAACACGUUUGGUGUUCGCUAAAAGCCAUGUGGGAGACUCCCCAAACAUAUGGAAGAAGGUCCUCUGGUCAGAUGAGACUAAAAUUUAGCUUUUUGGUCAUCAAGGAAAACGUUAUGUCUGGCGCAAACCCAACACCUCUCAUCACCCCGAGAACACCAUCCCCACAGUGAAGGAUGGUGGUGGCAGCAUCAUGCUGUGAGGAUGUUUUUCAUCGGCAGGGACUGGGAAACUGGUCAGAAUUGAAGGAAUGAUGGAUGGCGCUAAAUACAGGGAAAUUCUUGAGGGAAACCUAUUUCAGUCUUCCAGAGAUUUAAGACUGGGACGGAGGUUCACCUUCCAGCAAGACAAUGACCCUAAGCAUACUGCUAAAGCAACACUUGAGUGGUUUAAGGGGAAACACUUAAAUGUCUUGGAAUGGCCUAGUCAAAGCCCAGACCUCAAUCCAAUUGAGAAUCUGUGGUACAACUUAAAGAUUGCUGUACACCAGCGGAACACAACCAACUUGAAGGAGCUGGAGUAGUUUUGCCUUGAAGAAUGGGCAAAAAUCCCAGUGGCUAGAUGUGCCAAGUUUAUAGAGACAUAUCCCAAGAGACUUGCAGCUGUAAUUGCUGCAAAAGGUGGCUCUACAAAGUAUUGGUGAAUACUUAUGCACGCUCAAGUUUUUUAGUCUUAUGUCUUGUUUGUUUCACAAGAAAAAAUAUUUUGCAUCUUCAAAGUAUAAGGCAUGUUGUGUAAAUCAAAAGAUACAAAUCCCCCCAAAAUCCAUUUUAAUUCCAGGAUGUAAGGCAACAAAAUAGGAAAAAUGCCAAGGGGGGUGAAUACUUUCACAAGCCACUGUAUGUUGAGACAUAUCAUUAUUGCCCCUGCUGAUGUUUUGCCUGUUGUUGGAUCUUAUCUACAGGGCAUAGAGCAGUUGAAAAAGGAGGAGAGAAGAUGGGCUAAAAGGACAAAGUGGAUGAACAUGAGGGUGGUAUUUGGCCAUCCGUUCUCUAUAGCCUGGCUAAGUCCCUUUGCAACACCUGACCACGGGAAGGCAGACUAUUACCAGUACGUUGUCUGAGGUGGGAAGCCAUGCUCCAGCACCCAUGCUACCAGCCUCUUUCAGGGUGCGGACUGAUGAUGCGUACAGGCGAUAGUCUUCCCGCCGCCUGACUUCACUGAGCAUGAACUCUUCUGACACUUCUCCUUUUCUGUUUUUGGUAAUUUUUCUUCUUUGUGAAAACAUCUUUAUCUGCUUGUUUUUAAUGCUUGUCACAUCUUUUAGUUUUUUUCUUUGCCAGGUGCUGAUUUGGAUAUCUGCAUGAAAUAUAAGCUAUGUUCCCUUCUGUUCACAAUCACUGCCAAGCCCUACAAAACCAUCAACUGUAAAAUGCCUCUCUGCUUUUCUUUCUCAUGUUUACCAUUGAAGAAAGCACUUACUGAUGUAACCUGGCCAGAGCCUGUAUCUGAGCUGGCUAAAAACUGGGCUUUGCCUUUGGGAUAGAAAUGGAAAUGAUCAUAAACCCAAAGUAUUUCCUGUAUUUGGUCAUUUCCUGUUUGAGGACUAGGCCUAAACAAAGCAAACGCAUGAGCUGAAUUCAUAUUGUUUUCGUCCACUGAAAAGCCAAUCAGUUCCGAUAGGCAGAUUUUGUCUUCCAAUGUUGCAGUACCUCUGCCUAUCUAUAAUGUAGCCUAAAUGAUGUAAGCUAUAGCUUUGGUGCCAGUGCCACACUGUUGGAGUACUAACGGCCCACAAGGCAUUACGUUUGUGGUUUAGAACAGCCAAAUCAUUUGCUGCAAGCUGCAGAUUCUUU